Molecule: messenger RNA, 2022 nt
Organism: Aricia agestis (brown argus)
Lineage: Eukaryota; Metazoa; Arthropoda; Insecta; Lepidoptera; Lycaenidae
Gene: D2hgdh
Product: D-2-hydroxyglutarate dehydrogenase, mitochondrial
Exons: 9
Coding region: 109-1629 (506 amino acids)
Cellular component (GO): mitochondrion
Molecular function (GO): catalytic activity; FAD binding
Source: RefSeq, a predicted model, not a curated record
GAUACGCCAACGCGCCAACGCACACGAAUAAAAAGUUGGUUUUGUAUUUUGAAAUAUUUAUUUUUAAUAAGCUUAACUAAUAUCUUGCAGCAAUAAUAUUAAGCAGAAAUGUUGUUUAGGUAUUUAUUCUCUACACCUUACAUUACUAAAACAUGUACAUUAAAUAAAUUAAAUCGUACACUUUCAACACUGCCUCAACUUUCUUCGGAAAAGUAUGGCGUUAAAAGAAAGGAAUUUGGAGUUUUAAAAAACGAUGAUGUUAAAUUCUUUCAAUCACUUAUAAGCAAGGAAAGGGUACUGACUGAUGAGUCUGAACUUCUCCCUUAUAAUAUUGAUUGGAUAAAAAACUGCAGAGGUCAAUCGAAAGUGGUUUUAAAACCAAAAACAACAGAAGAGGUAUCCCAGAUUUUGAAGUAUUGUAAUGAGCGUCGACUAGCUGUCUGCCCUCAGGGUGGAAACACGGGACUUGUGGGAGGCUCGGUGCCUGUAUUUGAUGAAGUCAUCAUUAAUUUUAUGUUAAUGAACAAAAUUAUCAGUGUUGAUGAACUUUCAGGUGCUCUUGUAUGUGAGGCUGGCUGUAUACUGGAAAAUCUAGAUAAUUAUGCUCGAGAACGAAAUCUUAUAAUGCCAUUAGACCUUGGUGCCAAAGGAUCAUGCCAAAUUGGUGGUAACAUCAGCACCAAUGCUGGAGGCAUAAGACUCUUGCGGUAUGGGAAUCUGCAAGGCACUGUACUAGGUGUAGAGGCCGUAAAAGCAGAUGGAUCAAUAAUAGAUUGCCUUCGAACUCUGAAGAAAGACAAUACAGGUUAUCACUUGAAACAUCUAUUUAUAGGAUCGGAAGGCACCUUAGGUGUUGUAACUAAGGUGGCCAUACAAUGUCCAUCUUUACCCAAGUCGGUUAAUCUAGGAUUUUUUGGUGUCGAGAGUUUCGACUCGGUUCUUCAACUGUAUAAAAGCGCGAAGUCGUCUCUUGGAGAAAUACUGUCGGCCUUUGAAAUGGCCGAUAGCUUGUCCAUAGGCACGACAGUAAAAAACCUAAAAUUGACGAAUCCGAUUGGCGAAUACCCGUUUUACGUGUUAAUAGAGACACACGGUAGCGACGAAGAGCACGACAGCGACAAACUGUCGCGAUUCCUGUCGCGCGAGAUGGACAGCGGCCUCAUCGUCGACGGCACUGUCACUGCCGAGGAAACUAAAAUGAAGUCGAUAUGGAACAUCCGCGAGAGCAUAGCGGGCGCGGCGCUGCAUGGCGGGUACAUGUUCAAGUACGACGUGUCUGUGCCGCUGCGGAGCUACUACGAGCUGGUCCACGUGCUGCGCCGCCGCCUGCGAGCUGUUGACUGCAAGGUGUACGGAUAUGGGCAUGUUGGCGAUGGCAACAUUCACAUCAACGUAGUUGUGCCGGAGUACAGCAAGGAGGUGUACGGUUUACUGGAACCGUUCAUAUUCGAGGAGGUAUCUAAACACAAGGGUUCUAUUAGUGCCGAGCACGGGGUCGGCUUCAGAAAACCCCAGUACAUUCACUACAGCAAGGACCAAACUUCCCUGCAGCUCAUGAGAGAUAUGAAACGUGUUAUGGAUCCCAACGGUAUACUAAACCCGUACAAAGUAUUGCCCGAUCCGAGCUAAGCUAGAAAACGUCGACAGACCGAACGCGACAUGAAUUUAUUAUAUCUAAGAAUAAUAUUUAUUAUUGUUGAUAUUCUCUAUAAGGCAGCGGUACUCAACCUUUUUUUAUACAGGCCACAAAUUUUUUUUAGUCUUGGAGUUACGUGCCGCAAUUAUUUUUUUAUUUAGGGGUAUUAGAGUUUUAAUUAAUUAUUUAUUUAGAGGUAAAAGAAAUAAUAUGUUGUUCAAAAUUAUCGAUUUACGCGGGCCACUGAUAGUCUCGACGGGCCACAGGUUGAGUAUAGCAGCUAUAAGUGGUAAGUACCUGACUUGUAAAUAUUAUCUUAAACCUGUUAUUCUAUUUGAAGACUUUUAAUAUUUUUAUAUCGUUGUAACAUAAUCGUUUGAAAUAAA